UAACUUGGUUGAGCUGAGCAGCUGAGUUCCCUUUGCGUGCUCCUAUGAUUUGAAAGUGAACUAAUAAAAAUCGUUCUAUUAUCCACGCGGCUCACUCACUCGCUGCUAAGACUUCAAGAGAAUCAAACCAGAGACUUCCACUCCAAAGUUGUCAACUUUUGUCGCUUGGGACUCAGCGAUCACACAGGAUACAAACAUAGAUAAAUGGUCUUGAAGCUGCUACCUGUAUCAUCUGUAUUAUGGGAUCCAUCUCAGAAGGGUGUUUGCCUGGGCAUAGUGGAGUUCAAGAGACCACAAUUAUCAGCUUUAAGGUCAUAUACUCUUGGUUUGAAGUUUUAUUCUUAUUGCAGUUUGGGCAUGAACAGCUUCAGAAAGGUAGACCCAUAAUAUUGGGCACCUUCCUUUGCGCCAGUCAAAGGCCCAAAAAAUCUUCGUCAUUCAAAAUACAAGAAGCAUCUUCACAGAAUGUAGAUCUUCCACAGAGACUACCCAAGAACAAGAAGAAACCCUAUCCCAUUCCCUUUGAGAAGAUCAAGCAGGCUGCAAGAAAAGACAAGAAACUUGCACAAAUGGGCAUAGAGAAACCCCUUGACCCCCCAAAAAAUGGAUUACUUGUUCCUGAUCUGAUCCCUGUUGCGUAUGAAGUAGUAGAUGCCUGGAAAGUUUUUAUUAAAGGCCUUGCACAGCUCUUGCACAUUAUUCCUGUGUAUGCUUGCAGUGAAUGCUCCGAAGUUCAUGUGGCCCAGACUGGACACCACAUUCAAAACUGCCUUGGUCAAACCAGUGCAUCACGUCGAAGCUUCCACUCAUGGGUCAAGGGCUCUAUUAAUGACGUGCUUGUUCCCAUCGAGUCAUACCAUCUCUAUGACCCUUUUGGUCGGCGUAUUAAGCAUGAGACUCGAUUUGAAUAUGACAGAAUUCCAGCUGUUGUUGAGCUAUGCAUCCAAGCUGGUUUGGAUAUACCAGAGUACCCUUCACGCCGAAGAACCUCACCCAUUCGAAUGAUUGGGAAAAGAGUGAUCGACCGAGGUGGAUUUGUUGAGGAGCCUAAGCCAUGGCGCUCUGCAAAUUCAUAUUCACUCGCUGAUCAUGAUACAUAUGGGACAUGUGGACGGUUUCCACCUCCAACAUCAUCAGAUGUAGCAAGGAUUGCGCAAGAGACAAUGGAUGCAUAUGAAAUUGUUAGAUUGGGUGUGGAGAAGUUGAUGAAGAAAUACACUGUGAAGGCAUGCGGGUAUUGUUCAGAGGUUCAUGUGGGUCCUUGGGGGCACAAUGCUAAGCUGUGUGGGGAAUUCAAGCACCAGUGGAGAGAUGGGAAGCAUGGUUGGCAGGAUGCCACUGUGGAUGAAGUUUUCCCUUCAAAUUAUGUCUGGCAUGUUCAAGACCCAAAAGGGCCCCCGAUGAGGGGUGCACUCAGGAGAUUUUAUGGGAAGGCUCCUGCUGUGGUUGAAGUGUGCAUGCAGGCUGGUGCUCAAAUCCCUAGAAAAUAUGUACCCAUGAUGAGGCUUGACAUUGUUGUCCCUGAUAGUGAGGAGGCACGUUUGGUUGCCUAAUGGAGUCUGUCAAAGAUGAUUUGCUGACUGUAUAGUUUUUGGCAGAUUUUCUAGUUUCCUCAUCUUGACUCUUGAGAGGGGUGGGUGAGUGUUAUCAACCUGUCAACAUAAUAGCAUCUUCAGUAAGUCAAUAUGAUUUAAUACUGUUCUAAUUAUUGACAGUCUGGAAUUGCUGUAUAUAGUAACACUCAAAUUAGUAAAAAUUAAUGUUUGCAAUGUUAAAGAAUACAAGCCUUCAUUGAAAUGAAUUAGAAAAGUUCUCUCU
Quercus lobata is the source of this 1818-nucleotide messenger RNA. It is a transcript of the gene APO1, whose product is annotated as APO RNA-binding protein (DUF794). The record is from RefSeq and is a predicted model, not a curated record. The transcript has 5 exons. Gene Ontology annotation, molecular function: RNA binding. The coding region runs from base 240 to 1553 and encodes 437 amino acids. NCBI's taxonomy places the organism in Eukaryota, Viridiplantae, Streptophyta, Magnoliopsida, Fagales, Fagaceae.